UUGUUUAUUUUAUAGCAAACUCGCGAGAACACUGCCAAAAAUAUACAUAAUAGUACUAAUUUAUUUUCAAUAAAUUCAAAGAUAAAUGGAAAGCGAAAAUUCGUGUUUGAGAGAUCAGUAGAAAUUAUGGAUCCAAGAAGAAAUAACGACAAAAUAAUAGAUUUCUCUAAUAUAUCACUUUCUCCACGUGAAUCUACAACAAUUAAUAGAAAUAUUAUGAAUUAUUUUGUUCUACGUAAUAAUUCCUUGGCAAGUUACGGUGAAUUUAGAAUUUUACCAAACGUUUCAAAUACCAAGGAGCAAAAAGUUCAACCGCGAUCAUCGGAAGUUGCAUCAUUAAAUGAAGAUAUUGAUAUGAAAAUGAAAACUCACCCAUCACACACAUACAGUGAGACCGUACCUAUGGAAAUGGAGAAUAGCGAUCAAAGUCAAAGACUUUCAACACAAAUUAACGAAGACUCUUUCGAAAAAAAGAAAUUACUACUGGAAUUGAAUUCCAAUAGUAAAUUGAUUGCCGUACCAGGAACAACACAUAGAUUACUUUUCGAUGCUAUGAAUAAUUGCAUACUACCGGUCAGAUAUGCGAUUCGAGCGAGAAGUUCAUCGUUUAGAAUUUAUAAUAUUGUACCAACAUACAUGUGGUUGUAUCCGGGACAGACUGAUCAGGUAGCUGUAGAUAUUCUUGUUCCACCAGGGAACCAAGAUACUGUCAAUACACUUACACUAUCUAUCGGUGGUACAGAAAUAGCCGAAAAAACAGUAAAUAUUUAUGUUCAAAAUACAUUUUCCAAGAUCCUCGAUAAUGUAAAGCCGACAAUUGAAUUUUCGUUCAAUAGUAAUUGUGCUGGUAAAUUAGACAAAGAUCGCUGUGAAAAGACACUUUGGAGUGCUGAUAUCACUGUUCAAGAUUAUGACUCAGGAUUAAAACGUGUAAUAGCAAUUCCUAAUGGAGUAUAUGCACGCACUAAUUAUGUAAGUGGUACGAAAGACCGUGUCACAUUUUAUUACUCGUCAACAUGCUGCAUUACAACAGCUACAAUAACAGCAAUAGAUAUCGCUGAAAAUCAGUACACUCGUAGUAUUGAUGUAACAGCAUGGAACAAUUUGGAGACUGGUGAAGUAGCAGCUAUUGUACUUGGUGCACUACUUCUUUUAUUUCUUUUAAUACUUCUCAUAGUUGGAAUAGUUUAUUGUGUUCGUAAAAGAAAAAGUGAAGAUCUACCUUAUACACAAAGAUAUGGGUCUAGACAACAGCCUGCUCGAUCCGAAAGAACAAGCUUCUAACAAUGAUUGUAAGAAUCAACUGUAAUCUCGUUAUGACCAUAUUAUAAAAAUUGUAAAUGAAACUUUUAAAAUAUUAUUCUCUGUGUGUAAAUAAAUAUAAUAUUUUAUUA
Molecule: messenger RNA, 1394 nt
Organism: Monomorium pharaonis (pharaoh ant)
Lineage: Eukaryota; Metazoa; Arthropoda; Insecta; Hymenoptera; Formicidae
Exons: 5
Coding region: 127-1284 (385 amino acids)
Source: RefSeq, a predicted model, not a curated record